Cercocebus atys (sooty mangabey) is the source of this 1557-nucleotide messenger RNA. Its product is annotated as olfactory receptor 2C1. The transcript has 2 exons. Gene Ontology annotation, biological process: G protein-coupled receptor signaling pathway. Gene Ontology annotation, cellular component: membrane. The coding region runs from base 71 to 1000 and encodes 309 amino acids. Gene Ontology annotation, molecular function: olfactory receptor activity; G protein-coupled receptor activity. NCBI's taxonomy places the organism in Eukaryota, Metazoa, Chordata, Mammalia, Primates, Cercopithecidae. The record is from RefSeq and is a predicted model, not a curated record.
CGGCCUCCCAAAGUGCUGGGAUUACAGUUUGCUCUGAAUGAAUUUGUCAAGUGACUGAAGGCAACCAGUGAUGGACAGGGCCAAUGACAGCUCCUUGAAGGGCUUUGUUCUGAUGGGCAUAUCUGACCAUCCCCAGCUGGAGAUGAUCUUUUUCAUAGCCAUCGUUUUCUCCUAUUUGCUGACCCUACUUGGGAACUCAAUCAUCAUCUUGCUUUCCUGCCUGGAUGCCCGGCUCCACACACCCAUGUACUUCUUCCUCAGCAACCUCUCCUCCUUGGACCUUGCUUUCACUACUAGCUCAGUCCCCCAAAUGCUGAUCAAUUUAUGGGGACCAGACAAGACCAUCAGCUAUGGUGGCUGUGUGACCCAGCUCUAUGUCUUCCUUUGGCUGGGGGCCACCGAGUGCAUCCUGCUCAUGGUGAUGGCAUUUGACCGCUACGUGGCAGUGUGUCGGCCCCUCCGCUACACCACCAUCAUGAACCCCCAGCUCUGCUGGCUGCUGGCUGUGAUUGCCUGGCUGGGUGGCUUGGGCAACUCUGUGAUCCAGUCAACAUUCACUCUGCAGCUCCCGUUGUGUGGGCACCGGAGGGUGGAGAGCUUCCUCUGUGAGGUGCCUGCCAUGAUCAAACUGGCCUGUGGCGACACGAGCCUCAAUGAGGCUGUGCUCAAUGGUGUCUGCACCUUCUUCACUGCAGUCCCACUAAGCAUCAUCCUGAUCUCCUACUGCCUCACUGCUCAGGCAGUGCUGAAAAUCCACUCUGCAGAGGGGAGGCGAAAGGCCUUCAAUACAUGCCUCUCCCACCUGCUGGUGGUGUUCCUCUUCUAUGGCUCAGCUAGCUAUGGCUAUCUGCUUCCGGCCAAGAACAGCAACCAGGACCAGGGCAAGUUCAUUUCCCUGUUCUACUCAGUGGUCACGCCCAUGGUGAAUCCUCUCAUCUACACGCUGCGGAACAUGGAAGUGAAGGGCGCACUGAGAAGGUUGCUGGGGAAAGGAAGAUAAGUUGGCUGAGAGAACACUCCUUCGUUAUUUAUUGCCUCUUCAUCUCUACAUGCGUUUCUCAUUAACUCUCUCUGGCCAGGUGAACAUGAAGAAUACUAAUUCCGGUAAAACCAAGGCAUGUUCCUGACAACCCUAAGCUGACAGCCCUAAGCUGUCAGGAACAUGGUUAGUGUUAUUUGUAAUGUUCUACACUUAUUCACCAAAAAUCCUACUGUGGACUACCAAUAGCAGGGCAGACGUUGUUGAGGGCUCAGAGGUUAUUGACCUGUUACAGACCUGUCUCACUGUCUCUGUCUCUGUUGCCCACAUGUUAUUUAUUAUGCCUUAUAUUUCUGCAGAAUUCUGUACUUUUCUAAGCAAAGUACCCCCACUUGCAGUAUCUUAUAUAAUGUUACUAUCAUUCCAUAAAAUCAAGCGAUGUACUAUUAACUUCAUAUGAAGACCCAAACAAUUCAUCUUUUUACCCUAUUUGUCAUCAUCUUUGCCUAUCUCUCUUUAUCUCUUCUUCACUUUUUUUAAGAGUUGGAGUCUUGCUCUGUUGCCCAGGCUGAAGUAGA